Molecule: messenger RNA, 907 nt
Organism: Oryzias latipes (Japanese medaka)
Lineage: Eukaryota; Metazoa; Chordata; Actinopteri; Beloniformes; Adrianichthyidae
Gene: rsph1
Product: radial spoke head component 1
Biological process (GO): axoneme assembly; spermatid development
Cellular component (GO): motile cilium; nucleus
Source: RefSeq, a predicted model, not a curated record
AGGGUUGUCGUCACGGCAACGGACAAGCGACAUACGCACGCGCAACGGCAGUCUGUUAAUGUUAGAAUAAAGUUAAAAGGUGUAAAAUAUGUCGUUCUCUGGUUCCGAAGAUCUGAACGAAGAACUCAGUAAGCUCGCGAAUUAUGAGGGCGACAGGAACGAUGCGGGACAGAGGCACGGCGUGGGCAGGAGCGUCCUGCCCAACGGAGACAUCUACCAGGGCCGCUACGAGCACGGAGAGAGGCACGGGCAGGGGACGUAUCGCUUCAAGAACGGGGCAGUUUACGUGGGAGAAUAUUUCAAGAACUUGAAACAUGGACAGGGCACCUUCUACUAUCCAGACGGCUCCAAAUAUGAAGGCUCAUGGGUCAACGACCUGAGACAAGGCCGAGGGGUGUAUACCUACAGCAACGGGGACACCUACGAGGGAGAGUGGCUGAACCACUUCAGGCAUGGUCAGGGGGUGUACCAUUACCACCUCACUGGGUCAAAGUACGUUGGUUCCUGGGUGAAUGGCAACAUGCAGUCAGCUGGAGAGUACAUCCAUGCUAACCACAAGUAUCAAGGCAACUUUUUCAAUAACAAGCCCGACGGACCAGGGAAGUUUGUGUUUGACUUCGGCUGUGAGCAGCACGGAGAGUUCCAGCAGUUUCAGCAGAACUUUUCUGAUGAUGAGUGGGAUGAGACAGGCGCCCCCCGGUGGUUUCCCCGGUGAAUCACUUACCUGACAGGAUGGAGUCCUGACGCCGCUCUGAUUGAGGUGGUGAAAUGGAUUUAUCAAAUGAGGAAGAAACUCCCAAAAAAUAACAAAUUAACAAAUGUUUAACAUAUUAUUCUACUACUGUUUAUCUUGAAACUUUUUGGAAAUCUCCAUGAAUGUUCCAAUAAAGUGGUGAGUUUUCCUGGA